Messenger RNA from Miscanthus lutarioriparius, 384 nucleotides. NCBI's taxonomy places the organism in Eukaryota, Viridiplantae, Streptophyta, Magnoliopsida, Poales, Poaceae. The record is from the annotation of a GenBank genome assembly.
AUGGCCACCGCCCUGAGCAGCAGCCUCCGCGCGCCGGCCUUUCCUCGGCCUCGCCGCCGCCCCGGUGGCCACCGUCGUGGCGCUGCCCGCGCCACCUACAACGUGAAGCUCAUCACGCCGGACGGGGAGGUGGAGCUGCAGGUGCCCGACGACGUGUACAUCCUGGACCAGGCCGAGGAGGAAGGGAUCGACCUGCCCUUCUCCUGCCGCGCCGGCUCCUGUUCGUCCUGCGCCGGCAAAGUCGUCUCCGGCACCGUCGACCAGUCCGACCAGAGCUUCCUCGACGACUCCCAGAUCGAAGGCGGGUGGGUGCUCACCUGCGCCGCCUACCCCACCUCCGACGUCGUCAUCGAGACGCACAAGGAGGACGACCUCGUCGGCUAA